GCCUCUCCUCUCCAACCGCCAUGGCCGCCGCCGCGCCUCCCGCUUCCUCGUCUCCCCCUCCUACCGGCGCAGCCGACGGCGAAGGUGACGGCGACGCCCGCUGCUCCUCGCCGACGCCCGCGCCUCUCGCUUCCUCUUCUCCGCCUCCUCCCAGCGCAGCCGACGAGGACGGCGUCGGGUGCGCCGCCGCCCGGUGCUCCUCGCCCACGCCCAAGCCCCGCAGGAGGACCUCCCCCAACCGCAGCGGCGGGAGCGCCCGCAAGAGUCCAGGGUCAAGAGAUUCUGGAGGAGGUUCAGUUUUGAAAUCUGUGAAUAAGUCAACAGUGCAGUUCAAAAAAUCUAGGAAUCGUAGAAGUGGUUCACCUAUCAAUUGGACUCCUCGGAAGAAGACCGAGUCAUACAUGAAGAGGAAGAUAAAGCAUCUUCAGGAAACAGAUGGAAUGACUGCAUCCCUUCAUGAGACUCUAGGAAAUGCUAAUCCUCACUAUACAAGGAUGGCAAGGGAGAAGAUUGCAGCUAGAGAGGCUGCCAGAAAGGCGACAGAAGCUCGUAAAGCAGCUAUGGUUGAAGCUUCAUGGUGUAGAAUUCUUCGAGCAGCCAGGAUCCAAAAUAAAAAUGCUGAAGAAGAUAGGGAAAAGGCCAUGCUUCGAGCAACAGAAGCAUUCGAGGAAGCUAGAGCAAUGGGCGUGAUGAUGUAUGACAGACCAGAUUGUCCACAUCAGCAGUAUGAGGUGGAAUCGUCAUCACAUACUGGAGGACGAUCAACCCAUAAAGUUACUGCAUCCUUUCAGACUGCUUUUCAGGUUGAUAUGGAGGUCUCUGCUGCAGUUAAACAGGCAUUUGUUCGACUCGCAAACUCUCCAGAUUCAGCAAAGAGAGAAGAGUUUAAGGAGCUGCUAUGGAAAAUAAGCCAAAAUCCUGAUUUGACAGAGGCUGAUUUGAAUUCUGAUGACAAACAGCAGCUUGGUGACUGUAGCAAUGAAGGUACAAGUAGCUCGAAACUCAAUAAAGAAGACAUCACUGGCAGCAGUGCUCCUUCUGAUUUCAAUACCACAACUGUUCAAGAAUCCAUAGAUGUAGUUAGCAUUAUGCUUGAAAGGCUAAAAGCUCUUCAUGAAGAUGAGCUUGCUUCCCUGGCAGUCAUUGUAGCCACAUCUGGGCUUAACACUGCACUUCAAAGUGAAAGGGGCAAAUAUCAUGAAACAGAUCCUGUGAACAACGUUAGUGCUGGGUCACUCAGAUCACAAUCAAGGAGGUAUUCUACUGCAGCGAGCUUGGUUGAUGUCCAAGGGCCAAAGAAAGAAGUUGCUUCUGAGCUACCAAGUCUGGACAAGUUUUUGGUGAAGCAUCUUUCGAAACUCGAAAGAGAAGUUCAGGAAGCAAGAGAAGCAAGCAGAAAAGCCACUUCGAUAAAAUCUGUGGCACAUGAUGCCCCCAGCCAAUUUUCCAGCAGCAAUGCAAAGGCAGCAGAAUCUACUUCAGAUCUGGGCAGCAUUCUUGUGAAGCAUGUAUCUAAGCUUGAGAAGGAGGUCCUGGAAGCAAAGAAAAAUAAUCAAAGCAUUCAUUUGAAAGGAAGCUACAAAGAUGUCAAAGCCAGUGAUGUGCAGUCCGCAAACAAAGAACCGGAGUUCAACAGGACACAGUUAGAAGCUGAAGAUAAGAGUGAUUUAAAGGGAAGCUGUGAUUCCAAGAGAUCAGGUGAAGACAGCAAUCACAUCCAAGACUUCUCUGAUUAUGUGCAAGAAGAUAAAGAGAACAGAAGUUUAUAUUCACAUCAGCUACCGCCCUCUGGUGCAAUGGGCAGACAGGGUGGUAAAAGAUUAACUCGAAUCGAAGCUGCUAAGCUGGAAGCACUUAAAUCCUUCUGUACUGUAGAUGGCAACACAUUAGAUGUUGGCCUGGAUAAGGUCUUCAUUAAGCCAAUCCAUAGAUUGGAGAAGGAAAAGAGGGAAGCACGUGAAGGACAAACCAAUGUGCACAAACAUCCUGAGAAGCAUGGUCAAAGCACAACUGUGUCAGAGGGCUUAGAUGAUAUCUUAGUGAAGCAUGUAUCUAGGCUUGAAAGGGAAAAGAUUGAUUACAAAAAGAGGAAUCCAUUGGGUGAAGGAUGGACCAAUGUGCCACAUGAUCAGCGAAAGAAUGGUAACAAUGCGCAACCAUUUGAAAGUUUAGAUCAAGUCUUAGUGAAGCAUGUAAGUCGACUAGAAAGGGAAAAGAUGGAAUAUGAAAAGAGGAAUGUAUUGGGAGGAGGAACCAACAUGCAGAAUGAGAAGCAACGGCCCUGUAACAGUGACAUUGCUGUGGACAGUUUAGAUCAAGUCUUAGUCAAGAACAUCUCCAGGCUUGAAAAGGAGAAGAUUGAGCAUGAAAAGAAUGGGGGUAAGAUCUUGCUAAAGAAGAGUGAUGCACAAUGUACAGAUGGAGCAGCAGGAAGUUUGGCUGACAUCUUUGUCAAGCGUCCAACAAAACUUGAGCAGGCCAAGCUAGCAUCUGCUGCCGAAGAAACACCAGCCAGUGGCUUAAACCCUGUCUUAGAGCGUCGAAGAGCAAGAGAGAAGGAGCUUCUGGAUGCGUGGGGAGGAAUGGGCCUUGGGAACUCGAUGAAGCCUCAUGUGUCCAAGAUUGAGAGAGCUAAGGCUGCUUGGAGGAUAGCUGAGAAUGAACAGAAGCAGAUGGUUGCUGCAAGGGAGCUAUGAACAAUAGCUCGGAGGAAACUGCAAGCUCUGAACUCCUUUCUUCUGCUGAACACAACUUGACCUGCCGUAAAGCUUGACAUUGUCAACAGGUUACUAGAUGAUAUCCCCGAUAGAUUUGCUGGACUCUACUACUAUUUGCCCCCCGCUUGUUGCUCAAUGCAGUUGUCUAGCUGCAGUUACUACUCAGUACUCACUGAUGUGUUUAAUAAAAAUGCUGAUAGCAUAUAGUUGAUUCUUCUUGGUAUA
Molecule: messenger RNA, 2942 nt
Organism: Panicum hallii
Lineage: Eukaryota; Viridiplantae; Streptophyta; Magnoliopsida; Poales; Poaceae
Exons: 5
Coding region: 21-2696 (891 amino acids)
Source: RefSeq, a predicted model, not a curated record